Molecule: messenger RNA, 814 nt
Organism: Drosophila navojoa
Lineage: Eukaryota; Metazoa; Arthropoda; Insecta; Diptera; Drosophilidae
Gene: cib
Product: thymosin beta cib
Biological process (GO): actin filament organization
Cellular component (GO): cytosol
Molecular function (GO): actin monomer binding
Source: RefSeq, a predicted model, not a curated record
CGCAUUUAUUUUUUGUAAAGUGCGCAAUUCUUUUGCGAUUUAAAACCAAACCCUAAAUUACAAAAAAAAAAAUCACCAGCACAAAUUAAAGAUGGCUGCCCCAGCACCAGCACUCAAGGACUUGCCAAAGGUGGCCGAGAACCUGAAGAGCCAACUGGAGGGCUUCAAUACGGAGAAACUGAAGAAUGCCAGCACCCAGGAGAAAAUCAUUUUGCCAACUGCCGAGGAUGUGGCUGCCGAGAAGACCCAAAAGUCCAUAUUCGAGGGCAUCACGGCAUUCGAUCAAAACAAUUUGAAGCAUACAGAGACCAAUGAGAAGAAUCCAUUGCCCGAUAAGGAAGCAAUUGAACUGGAGAAGGAGAAGAAUCAAUUUAUCGCCGGCAUUGAGAAUUUCGAUGCGAAAAAAUUGAAGCACACCGAAACUAACGAGAAGAACGUGCUGCCAACCAAGGAGGUCAUCGAGGCCGAGAAGAAGGCUUAAAUUCAGCAGCCGAGAAAAAAAAAAUCAAUUUUUUUUUUUUGCACCAGCAAACAAAUACGCAUUCUCUCGCUCUCACACUCAGAUACAACAAAUUGUUUGUUUUUUCUUUUUUUUUUUUUUAAUCAUAUUUUAGUAAUUUUUAUGUUUGUUUAAAGUGAAGCAACAACGACUGCAAACAGCCGCCAUCCAAGCAACAACAAAAGUUGUUUUUUAUUGUUUUUCUUUUUUUUUUAUUAAAUUUUGUUUUUCCAUUUCUUGUCAAAUACAUUGCAAAUAAGCUCAUUCCUAUUAUAAUAAUAAAAAUUCACUCUUAAUCAAUAAUGAAAAAAAAAA